Siniperca chuatsi (mandarin fish) is the source of this 6532-nucleotide messenger RNA. RefSeq names its product dermatan-sulfate epimerase-like protein. The record is from RefSeq and is a predicted model, not a curated record. Gene Ontology annotation, molecular function: sulfotransferase activity; chondroitin-glucuronate 5-epimerase activity. Bases 1038 to 4694 code for a protein of 1218 amino acids. The transcript has a single exon. NCBI's taxonomy places the organism in Eukaryota, Metazoa, Chordata, Actinopteri, Centrarchiformes, Sinipercidae.
GGAAAACAAUCAAACUGACUGUGUUGAACAGUCGGGAGGACACAACGGAGACGCGUCCGGAGAUUACACACAUACACAGCUUUACUUGUGAGAUGUGUGUCUCAAUCGGCAGCGGAUACAUUAAUAACCCUACAAAGACAGUAGAUUUACAUCUGGAAUAUACCUCAUUUGGGAGGCUGAUUUACGGUUUCCUGCGGACAACCCGAAAAAUGUCUCAUUCUUGAAUACUUGAGUGACGACAACUUUCCUCUUUCCGGACUUCACCAUACUAUAAUCGCCGAAGAUAAAGCGUGGAGCCCCCCUCCCCCCCGCCCCAAAACGGAUUUAACAAUGCAAACAGAUCAAUUUCAUGAUCAGGAUUUGCAAUUUUAAGAACCAGGGAGUUUGGGGGUCUCUGCUGCGGGGACACCAAGCAAUGUUAUCUGCAGAGAUGCGUGGUUUGCUGAGGUUCAUGUCCAUGGAUGUUGCAGCUCGGUCGGGCUGCACACGGUGCCGUUGGCUGGCUGUGAUUGGACCGGACACAGACUGGGGCUGACUGAUGUUUGUCCGAGAGUGAAUGUUUUGGGGAGGAGAUCAAUAUGAGUUACUGGCGCACGCGAGGGGGGAGAUACCAGUCUUCACGAGUACAAGUAUUACAAUAAGGACGGAGGAAAACAUGCACGCAUAAGGAUUUUUCUCUCUCUUGGAUUUAAAUUAAAAAACAGACCAGAAAGAUCUUCUUAUCUUUAGACAUUUAUAUACAUUUAAAGUGAUGCGUUUUGUUGCCUUUGCAAACUGUUACAAGAUUGUUACAAGUGGAUAUGGAAAGUAUUUGUCUUUGCACUAAAGUUUUUUUUCUUCCCCUCUUUUUGACAAUCUUGCAUGGUACUUUGAUGUUGUAUCAUUGGACUUAUAUAAAAUUUUUGGACACCUGCGCAUCUAACAAAUAUAUUUCACCUGGACUUUUACUCUGAAAUAACUGCUGAAGUUAUGGGACAUUACAACAUAAUUUUUGAGGAAGAAAAAAAAUCAGUUGCCUAAUUUUGAAAUCCAGUAAAAUGUAUUCACAAAUGCCUGGCAACAUGGCAUUUAACUGGGUUGUAUAUUCUGUUUUUUUACUGCCACUGUUUGCAGUGGGGACAGCUUUCUCUGGAGUCUUCAACACCACAGACAGAGACAUUUUUACAGAUGAUUUGCUGCAGGUCAAGCUCACACAAGACAGAGCGACUGAGCAGUGGAAACUCCAGUCUACUGAUUCCCAUCCUAACCUAUAUUUUAACCAAGUGGAUGUGUUGCACUUGAGGCAAAUGUCCUCCACCACCCACAGUCACAUAUUUAAAGUCAUCCGGGCGGCUGCGCUCACCAUGUUGUCUAAUGUCCCCUUUUACAUGCCCCCUGUGAAACAUUUGGAGUUUACAAGCAAGUGGAAUGAGAUUUAUGGGAACAACCUGCCUCCCCUGGCUCUCUACUGCCUGUUGUGCCCAGAGGACUCUGCUGCCCUGCAGUUUCUUAUCAAGUUUAUGGAUAGGAUGGCUGAAUACCCAGACUGGAAGGUGACCAGUGCCCCUAAUGACGAGGUCCCCAUGGCGCACUCUCUCACUGGGUUUGCUACUGCUUAUGACUUUAUUUACUCCUACCUGGAUGAACGGCAGAGGGAUGUUUACCUCAAGAAAAUUCGCUCUGAGACAGAGGAGCUGUAUGAGCUCUCAAAGUACAGAGGGUGGGGGAAACAGUAUCUCCAAAAUCAUCAAACCACUAACAUAUUAGCCAUCCUGACUGGUGCAAUAGUUGUUGGAUCACAUGACGACCCAGAGUCAAUGACCUGGAAACAAGUGGCAGUGAACUACAUGGAGAAAACUAUGUUUCUCCUAAACCAUGUUGUUGACGGGUCUCUGGAUGAGGGGGUAGCGUAUGGAAGUUACACAGCCAAGUCCAUCACACAGUAUGUCUUCUUAGCUCAGCGCCAUUUCAACAUUGAUAACUUGCAGAACAACUGGCUGCGGGGACACUUCUGGUUUUAUUAUAACACUCUGUUGCCGGGGUUUCAGAGAACAGUUGGCAUCGCAGACUCCAACUACAACUGGUUUUAUGGGCCGGAGAGCCAGCUUGUUUUCCUCGACACAUUCGUCAUGAGGAACGGAACGGGUAACUGGCUGGCUCAACAAAUUAGAAAGCACCGACCCAAAGAUGGUCCCAUGGGACAGUCAUCAGCCCAGCGCUGGGCUACACUUCACACAGAAUACAUCUGGUACAACAGCCACCUCACGCCGCAGCCUCCCCACAGCUUUGGCCAAGCUAGGAUGCAUAUUUUCUCAAACUGGGGUGUGGUUACCUAUGGAGCAGGGCUACCCAACGGCCAGGGUAAUACUUUUGUCUCCUUUAAGUCUGGCAAGCUGGGUGGCCGUGCAGUCUAUGACAUUGUCCAUGACAAGCCUUACUCCUGGGUGGAGGGCUGGAACAGUUUUAACCCAGGUCACGAACACCCUGAUCAGAACUCUUUUACGUUUGCUCCUAAUGGACAGGUAUUUGUGUCUGAAGCACUUUAUGGUCCCAAGUAUAGCUAUCUUAACAAUGUUUUGGUGUUUAGUCCGUCUCCUACAAGCCAGUGUAACAGUCCAUGGGAGGGUCAGUUGGGGGAGUGUGCCAAGUGGCUGCGCUGGACUGAUGAGGGGGUGGGUGAUACCAGAGGGGAGGUGAUUGUCGCCUCCUCACACAGGGACACCAUGUUUGUGAGUGGGGAAGCAGUGUCGGCUUAUUCCCCCGCUAUGAGACUAAAGAGUGUGUUCAGAGCCUUGGUUCUGCUCAACUCACAGACUUUGCUGGUGCUCGACCACGUGGAGAAGUGGGGUGAUUCACCUGUAAAGUCCCUCAGUGCAUUUUUCCACAAUCUUGACAUUGAUUUUAAAUACGUUCCUUUCAGAUUCAUGGACAGAUAUAACGGCGCGAUGAUGGAUGUGUGGGAUGCUCAUUAUAAAAUGUUCUGGUUCGACAGCCAGGGUCAUAGCCCUGAUACCAGGAUACAGGAGGCAGAGCAGGCGGCUGAGUUUAAAAAAAGGUGGACUCAGUAUGUCAACGUCACUUUUCCAAUGACAGGCACAGUCAGCAGAGUAGCUUACGUGUUACACGGGCCAUAUGUCAGAGUGUCCAGCUGUAGAUUUAUGGAUAACAGCAAAAAUGGUGUGAGACUUUCUUUAACCAUAAAUAACACAGAGAAGAUAGUCUCAAUUGCUACAAACUAUAAAGACAUAGGAGCUAGGUUGACUUAUUUAGGAUUUGGAGGUCACUGUAAAGUUGAGGAUGGAUAUCAAAUCACUCGAUAUGGCCUUGGGACGCAACUCAUCCCCAAACAAAUCAGCAGUGAUAAUCAGCUGUUUGACUUUGGGUUCACAGUCAAUGUGAUAGCAGGGGUUGUUCUCUGUGUGGCCAUAGGAUUUUUCACCACGCAGAGAAAGUUUUAUGUCUGCUUCAGCAGGAUGAUGCGUUACGCCCUUCUCUCUGUGCUCAUUCUGUGGAUAGCAGAGCUGCUGUUUGUGUCUAACAGCUGCGAUCAGCUUCUCUGUGGGGUAAAAUGGAAAGGUGCGGGUGCCAAAAGCGAAGUAAACAAACAAAUCAGACUGUAUGAGCAGCACCAGCUCCCCUUGCCCACCGUCGUCAUAACAACCCUUCCCGGAUCAGGAUCAGAAAUACUCAAGCACCUUUUCUACAACAGCUCAGACUUUGUUUACAUAAGGGUUCCCACCGAGCACGUGGACAUUCCUGAGACUGAGUUUGAGUUUGACUCUCUGGUCGACGCCUGUGAGUGGUCAAGGUCAGAUGCUGUGCGUGGACGGUUUAAGAUUAUUCAGGGCUGGCUGCAUUCGCUGGUCCACAACACCAAGCUGCACUUGCAAAAUAUUCAGCUGGUAGAGGGCAGCAGGGUCAAACAGCCCCAGAGAGUUGGGCCCACUAGGGACAGAAAGAAAAGAUCCAGGAGGAGAGAGCCGGCCUCUGAGCUGAAGGGUAAACUGAGAGCCAGUCUGGACAAAGACGCAGAGUAUGUUAGGGAGAUGAGGCGCCAUGUUGCGGAGUACCCUAAUGCCCGGGUGGUCCUCAAUAUGCGGAGUGGAAGCUGGACGCUCAAACUGCCUUUUAUUCAGGAGGUUGUAGGACCUUCCCUGAGGACAAUAUACUUGGUGAGAGACCCUCGAGCGUGGAUUUAUCUCAUGGUUUAUAACAGCAAACCUAGCCUUUACUCCCUUAAAAACAUCCCGCAGCACCUUUCCUUGAUAUUCAAAGAGAAUGCUGUCAGGGAUGGGUGCCCAACUGUGGCGCCAGAGUUUAAGAUAAUCCAGAGGCUGCUGUCCCAUUCAGAGAAAAACCCCAUCCUGAUACUAGCUCAUCUGUGGCUGGCUCACACCGCAGCAGUGCUGAGGGUCAGCGAGGGCCUCCCUGAGGAGUCCUACCUCCAAGUGAGGUUUGAGGACGUGGUCAACUUCCCGCAGGAGACAGCAGAGGGCAUACACACAUUCCUGGGGGUGCCUGUCUCACCCGCAGCCCUAAAUCAACUUAUAUUCACCACCUCCACAAACCUGUACAAUCUAAUGUAUGAAGGAGACAUUUCACCAGCCAACAUUAACAUGUGGAGGCAAAAAAUGCCUCGACGGGACAUCAGACUAAUAGAGGACAUAUGUAGGAGUGUGAUGAAGAGGCUGGGUUACACCAGGUUCGCCAGUUAACUUACUGCUGCUGGUCAGCUGAUAUUGAGCUGUCUUGUUUACUGUAGCUGCCAGUCUCAUUGAGUUCUGUCGUGGUUUUUUUAUUUGCACUGACCUUCCUACAAGUUGAGGAAAAGCUGGGUAGCAUUUCUGCCUGUGUUCAAGUUUUUUUUCUGUUAGUUGUGUUUGGGUGUAUGUAAGGUGUUCUACAGACUACAGCAACAGAUGUUUGUGAGGGAGGAAUAUUUUACAUUAAAAUAGGAGGAAGGGAGCUUAUGAUGUUCUUUUCCCCCAGCUCAGUUUCUCAGAGAUUAUUUACUAUAUGUCUUAGUAAGAGAUGAAAAAUCAGAGUUUUUCCCAUCCCAAAUCUGUGAUGUCAGAGAGAUGUUUGUGCAAAAUCUAUAUCUGUUAUUACUGACAUUAUUUUUUUUUUUUGGGGGUUGGUAAUCAAGGUAUAUUUACUGGUUUGGAACAUAAACGUUAUGAAGCUCACAAAGAAGUAAGAUUUGUAUUUAUUGACAGUCUUCUAAUUUGUAGCUUUGGGAGAGAAAUUUCAAGGAAUUAUUUGGCUGGCAUGAAUUUAAUAUCUGAACUUUGAGUGCCGUUUCCCUUUAAAACUAAAAAAGAUGCUGCAAUGUAUAGACUCUUUUAUCAAAGCAGAGAAAAAAGAUGAUAGUAGUGCUUUAUUGCUCUAAUAUAGACAUAUGAAUGAUAUGGAUUGUAUUUUCAUUACAUCAGCAGAGGGACUUUAUUUGAAGCUCAAAGAUGUCAUGACGGUUUGGUGGCUUAGCACUUUCACAGGGACUCCUUUGACUGUAUGUGGGAUUCAGUGCAUUUUUCAAAGCUAAAUUUUACUGUAUGUAGUCGAGUAGCUUGGAAAUAUAAAACCUCUGAAUAUAUAUGAACCUUUGAAGAUAUUACAUCUAGAAGAAAGAAAGUUAGAAGUAUUUAUGGGUUCCAAAGACACAUAUCCCUACGGAUCAGGGAUGAAUAUGAUUAUUAUAACUCCCUUUGGCAUUUAUUGAAUUAGAUCAGAGGGAAGUGCUUAAUAGGGAUCAAACUGAAAAAAAAAAAAAAAAACUGUCAGCCUUGACACAUUUCUAGUCAAAGCAAUUUCCAAAGCAUCCCCCUCAGCUACUCAUAUUAAUCUGCAAAAAUGCCAUAACUGAGUCUCACCCUGUGUUUUAUUGCUGUGCUAUCUUCACUAUAAAGGCCUGGAGGAAAUUCAAACAGCACAAGUUUCCAUUUCCUGUCGUGGUCAAUCAGAUGAUCUUUUUGGGCCUUUGUCUUGAAAGAGCUCAGUGAGCAGUGGACUGAACAGGGAGAUGAAUAUUAAGUAUAGCUAAAGAAAAAAAAGUCAGAGACCAUUUCUACUCUGUGAUGUUAUGCUCUUUGGCCUGGGCAAAAAUGUACGCUCCUCAGUAACCUUUGAUACUGUCUUGCUUAAACAUUUCUGUACUGUAAAUGGAUCACAUGUAACAUGCAGAUGGUACACUCAAUUAUAGUACAUCUGUACACAAAAAAAAACAUACUGUGUCCAUUUGGAAAUAUCUAUCUUUCCUCAGCUAGAAACAGUUCUGUUUGUUUUCUUCUCUAUGAACACUGAAACCCUUGACUGCCUGGAAAACCCGUUUGAUGUUUGUGGUCUUUGAAUGUGUAGACUUGGCAGACAUGCUUUCACUUUGGUGUUGCAAUCCUGUUACCAACUCUGUUUUGUAUUUGCUCGUGGGGAUAUGGUUCCUUGCUUCUGUGGCCUUGAAUUACAAUCAUUUCUUUAUAAUGGUUUUCUGUGGGCUCUGGAGCACGAGGUGGAGAUAAUGUAAAGAAAAUAAUAAAUUUAAUAAAUACAUAAGCAACCA